Molecule: messenger RNA, 1700 nt
Organism: Baudoinia panamericana UAMH 10762
Lineage: Eukaryota; Fungi; Ascomycota; Dothideomycetes; Mycosphaerellales; Teratosphaeriaceae
Exons: 2
Coding region: 30-1589 (519 amino acids)
Source: RefSeq, a predicted model, not a curated record
CAUUGGUCGAAGCGCAGAGAGAAACUCGCAUGGCUGUUGAGAAGAGUGGGCGGCUCGACUUGCAACCUCUGAUUGACGCGCAGAAUGAUACCAAGUUGGCUAUUGAGAAAAGUGGACGGCUAGACCUGCAGCCUCUCAUUGAUGCGCAGAACGACACCAAGGCGGCUAUUGAGAAGACUGGACGCCUGGAUAUGCAGCCUUUGAUUGACGCACAACAUGCUACACGAGUUGCCGUGGAAGGCAAUGGAAAGCUCGAUUUGCAGCCUUUGAUCGAUUCUCAAAGAGAUCUGAAGGCUGCGCUGGUCGACCGCAGUAACGUUGACUUGCAGCCUCUGGUCGACGCGCAGAAGGAGACAAGGGCGGCAAUUGAGGGUGGACGGAUCGACUUACAACCUCUGCUCGAAGCGCAGCACGCUACCAGGGCUGCCGUAGAGAGCAACGGGAAGCUUGACCUGCAGCCCUUGAUCGACGCUCACCGAGACAUGAGGGCAGCUAUAGAGAAGAGUAGCAAGAUAGAUCUGACACCACUGCUGAACAAGAUGGAGCAGUUUACUGAAGUUUCAGAGCAUGUCAAGUCAACGAGCACAACUUCGAAGGACACGAACACGCUCCUGAAGCAGCUUCUUGCAGGCCAGGAAAAACUGCGGGAUGCUGUACUGGACGACGGCAAACAGCCGGAAUUUUUGCCGAUCACGGAUAAGCUCAAUGGCGUCAACGAGCAUCUGGAGUCGCUUCGCGAAUGGGCUGAAUAUGAUUCUGAAGCGCUUAAAGAGCUUGUUGAUGCACAGAAGGGCACUCGCGCCGCGGUAGAAGCAGGCAGCAACGUGGCUCUCGACCCGCUAGCCGGAAAGUUCGAUGCACUUGAAGGCCAUCUGAGAGCGUUGGUGCAGUGCUCCAAGGACCACGAAGCGUCGUUACAGCAUCUCAUCGAAACGCACAAAAGCGCACCGGGACCGUCUGUAGAUCUCGACCCACUAGCGGAACACCUGGAAGCUAUCCGGACCGCUACUGAAAACAGUGGUGAGCAGAUCCGCUCCCUUGUCGAAGUGCAGCAAACCACUCCGCAGACAUCGACGGACAUCGACUUCACGCCACUGACCGAUCGUCUCAACCGCAUCCACGCCACUUUAGAACAACAAGCUGAGCGACAGAACCAACCGCCGAGCUUCGGCGACCCGAAGUUCUUGAUGUCGGCAUUGACUUCUCACCUCAGUAAGAUCCAAGCCGUCACCGAAUCUAAUGCUCUGCACGUUAAAUCGAUGCGUGAGAAGCAGAGCGCCACGGCAGAGCGCAUGCAGGUCUCUGUGGCUUCUACGUCUGACGCCAUUGCGCAGUUGGCACAACAUCACCAACGAGUCCAACAAACCACCGAUGCCAGGCUCGAGGCUGUCACCGCGCAAGUCAGGGAGAUGAUGUCGGGUCAGAGGGAAAUGGUAGAAGUCAUGAGAGAUCUGGCUAAGAGCAUCACGGCGCAGAACAAGGGCUCUUGUGAUCAUGUCGUUAUUCCUCCGCCGAGAAAGGUUGGUCGUAGGGUUGUGGGCUUCGUAUACGAUGCGAAGGACGAUGGAGAAAAGUGGAAGGGACUGUAAAAGUGGUAUGGUUGGGUCGGACAUGAUAUGAGAUCAACGUAUGACCAUGUUACUCAACGAAGAAUAUACCGCAACUGUUGGGAAGAGCCUUUCAAGAUUUCACUGUUCAUA